Molecule: messenger RNA, 1820 nt
Organism: Jatropha curcas
Lineage: Eukaryota; Viridiplantae; Streptophyta; Magnoliopsida; Malpighiales; Euphorbiaceae
Gene: MYB56
Product: myb domain protein 56
Biological process (GO): regulation of DNA-templated transcription
Cellular component (GO): nucleus
Molecular function (GO): RNA polymerase II cis-regulatory region sequence-specific DNA binding; DNA-binding transcription factor activity, RNA polymerase II-specific
Source: RefSeq, a predicted model, not a curated record
GAAGCAGAGAUCAGUCUCAAAAUAAGCUCCCCUAGUCCUUACCUCAUCUCUGUGUCUCUCUGUUUCUUGCAGUUUUAUGUAUAAAGAGAGAAAAAGAGUAAAGAGAGAAUCGUGUGGGUUCUUCUCUUCUUUUUUGUUAUUGCUAUUGCUAUUGCUAUUGCUUUCCCUAUCCCUUUCUUCCUUUCUUCCUUUCUUCUUUGCCCCAUCCACAAAUUCAAAGAAUUUAAAGAAAGCCUCCAGCUUUAUCUUUCUUUCCUGCCAAACACACCUUUCUUUUUUUUUUUCAAAUGGUAGAUUUGCAGUUUUGGAUCGUCAAAAGAGAAAAAUAAAUAGAACCCACUUCUAUUUUUUGCCUUGUUAAAUCUGAUAACUCUGUUUUUGCUCUGUUUUAGCAAGGCAUUGUGGAAAGGAGUUGGGUUUUUGGGUUUUCAAGUUCUGUUUUGUUAUUUCAUUUUCGCCAAUUGUUAAAAAAAGAAGAAGAAAAUCAUCGGCUUAAUUUUAUUUUAUUUUUGGUCAAAAUGAGUCUAAAACACCUAAGGAGUAACAACAUUGGUUUUAAUGGUUAUCGAGACAUGAACUUUUUGCCUCCGCCUCCUUCUUCUCAAUUAUCUCUCUCUAAAACUAAUACAUUUGGGUUAAUGGGUAAACCAGAAACCAAAAGUCCUCAAAUGGAUUUUCAGGUUUUGGGCCAUUCAAUGGACCAACAAGUAGAAAACAGAGGAACUAAGAGGCCUAACGAUGAUGGAAGUGAUGGCUAUUUGGUUGUUCAAAACAAAGGUCUUGCUUUACAUUUAGAUGAAGAAGAAGAGCCUAAAAACUCUGUUUCUGGUAAAAAUGGACACACAAAGCUUUGUGCUAGAGGCCAUUGGAGACCAGCUGAAGAUGCUAAGCUUAAAGAGCUUGUAGCCCAAUAUGGCCCUCAAAAUUGGAAUUUGAUCGCUGAGAAUCUUGAAGGAAGAUCAGGGAAAAGUUGUAGAUUAAGGUGGUUCAACCAACUGGAUCCAAGAAUCAACAGAAGAGCUUUUACUGAGGAAGAAGAAGAAAGACUAUUAGCUGCCCAUAGACUUUAUGGCAACAAAUGGGCAAUGAUUGCUAGGCUUUUCCCUGGCAGGACUGAUAAUGCAGUUAAAAACCAUUGGCAUGUGAUUAUGGCUAGAAAACAUAGAGAACAAUCAAGCAUUUACAGAAGAAGAAAGCCCUCUUCUUCUUCUCAAAUCCUCUUACCACCAACCAGCAGAGGACUCAAUGUUACUUUACAUAACAAUGCUUCCAGUGAAUCAACAACCCUCUCUAGCACCAUUGAUGAAUCUGCCUCAACUUGCACUACUGAUCUCUCUCUCACACCUUCUUCAACCAAAGCACCUCCUAGACUUUUCACUAGGUUCAAUCCCCAACGAUAUUCACAAAUGGGUGGAUAUGCAGAAAAAGAGGUGGCUAUGGGAUUGGGAAAUGGGGAAUUGGACAAGUUGUAUAGGAAUAGCAGCAGCAGUAGUAGCAACAGCAAAGAAAUGUAUGAAAUAGGGUCGAUGAGAGUGGUGGUUAUGGGGGUGGACCAAUCUGGUCAGUCAGAUUCUAACUCGGAAGUGUCUGCAACUGAGUCAGUAGGUACCAACAGGAUCAAUCCCUCUCUCUCUGGUGGUGACAAUGAGAAAAUCAACAUGCCCUUUAUUGACUUUCUUGGAGUAGGAGCGACAUAGGUUGAGUUUGGUUUUUGGUAUAAUUUUAGUGAAAACUAGGUGAUAACAAUGUAUGGUGACAAUUAUGUAUUUAAUAUUAUAUAUAUAUAUCCAGUGAAAAUUUAAAAUUUUUCUUUUCUUUAA